UAUAUCACAUUUUUUAUUUAUGAGGCCGCUAUUCAAAUUUAUCAAAAGCGCUGCUUCUUCAAAUCACACGCAAAUAGUCGAAAAACCAAAACGACGCCGUGCCUAUCGUCUUCUUCCUCCACCGCAUUAGGGUUUUCGCCCCCAUCGAACUUCCCUUCAUUUCUUUCAAAAUUCCCAAACUCAAAACCCUCCAUUCACUGAAACUCCACCGUCGAAAAAUGAUCAACCUAUUCAUAUCAGAACCCACUCGAAACAACGACGCAAACGCAGAAGAAGAUUCAACCAAACUUCGAAUCAACCUAUUGAAGGAAUUGGAAACCGUUCUCUGGUCCGCUAUAAUCUCUUCAGGUCGCGCAGAAGCUCGAAUGUGGCUACGCAAAACCAUCGCGGGAAUCAACUGCGUCAAACCUCGCGAUCAGCGUGAAAUUUUCAUCAAUUUUAUGAGAAUUCCAAAGAAGAAGCACGAUCUCACUUCUCAGCUUUUGAAUUUGAUGUUUGAUAACUCGCCGCAAAAGCUUGGUUCAGUUUUAGCACGAAAAACUCGCGUGCUUGACAAUUUUUUCGCUGGUGACCCUAAGCGUAUGUUGCAGUGGUUUUCAUUUUCUGGAUUGGAACAGGGAAAAGGGUUAAGAGCUUUAUCUCAGUUUGCAUUUAAAAAUAGGGAUAUUUGUUGGGAAGAGUUGGAGUGGAAAGGAAAACAUGGACAAUCACCUGCAAUGGUUGCUACAAAGCCUCAUUACUUUCUCGAUUUGGAUAUUCAGCGAACUGUCGAGAAUUUUCUAGACAAUGUGCCUGAAUUUUGGUCAUCUGUUGAGGUUUCUGAGUCUGUGAAAGACGGGGAUAUUUUUCUUAUUGACAGAGUGUUUUUCGUUCGUUAUUUUAAGGAUUUGAUGUAUAGAGAGGAUUCAAGUGAUGUAUGGGAUGUUAUAGAAGAUUUCUUAGAAGAGCAGCCUUUUUCUUGUUUGUGUGAGCAUCUUCUUAUUAGUUUUGAAGAGCAGGAUUUGUGUUACUUUGUGGAAUUACUUUGUAAAUGUCUUGACCCGAGAAUUGAAUUGCAAGGUUUGGAUGAUUUGUCUCGGUUGUUUGUGGUUGUUCUUUUGAAGUGUGGGGUUUCUGGAUCUAUUGACUGGAUUCUGAUGUUGAAUGCCGUCAUAGCUCAGGGGAGGCAGCUUCUAAGGCUUUUGCGUGACGAAGAGGCCAAGGAGUCGCUGGCGAAAGUCAAUGAAAUUGUGUCGAAGAUAUCUGCAAUCCCAAAUGAUGGUAAUAGCUUGACCCCAUUUUUCAAUAAUAGGUUUAAAAUGGAAAUUCUGGAAGUGGUGAAGUGUCUUGGACUUCAGUCUUGGGUUAUGUUUUAUAGGUUGUCACAAGAGUGCAAGACUCCUGAGUCCUGGGAGUCCGUCUUUUUGCAUAAUCAGAUUGGUUUCCGCAACUCUGAUAAACAUGCAUUGACAGAUGAGGAUGGAGUGUUGUCAGAAGAAGAUUGUUCUGGUUUUGAUUGUGGUCUUUCUGUUAGAGUCAAGAAAAAGAAUAAACAUAAAGCUAGAAAGAAGAGGAGGAGGGCAUAUGAUUACGAUGGUUGUAAUGACGAUGAGCUGCUAGAUUUUGAUUUUGCUAGCCAGAAGUUGGAUUAUCUGCCAAAUGCUAAAAGUUGGUUUCUUUCAACUGAUCAGUACUCUUCUGCAUGGAAUAGUGCGGACUUACCUGAGCACCUUCAUAGACUGUGCUUGUCCAGGUGGAUGAUUUGGCUUUUUGAAAAAUGAGUUCGGAUCGGAGGUCUAGUUCACCACAGUGUGACUGUGUCCACCAAAAAUAUGUUAUGAUAUCAUCAUUUCCAAGCUGUUGGACGGCGAAAUCAAUCACCCCUUGGUUCGGUGUUUUCCACUCAAUUUACAUGUAUAAAGUGUGAUGUGGCGCUCUUGAAUCGGCCUGUGGCUAUUGUUGAUGUGGAAAAAUUUGUACUUCAUUUUGGACAUUCUUGAAAAGCCUGCUCAAGUACACAAGUUGAUAAACCUUGGGUGGCUUGGGUUCAUUGUGAAGAACUGAAUUUACAUGUAUAAAGUGCGGUGUGGCUCUUGAAUCUGCCUGUGGCUAUUGUUGAUGUGGAAAAUUUUGUACUUCAUUUUGAACAUUCUUGAAAAGCCUGCGUAAGUAUACAAAAGUUGAUAAUCCCUGGGUUCAUUGUGAAGAUCCGAAAGUGAUAAAAGCAUUGCUAAUUUGCUUCAUAGACUGCUACCAACUGAUGGUCAGAAUCAUGGGUGUCAUCCAUAUGCUCCAACUCUAUUGUAAAAUCACAUGGUGAAAGGAUUACUCAGAAUGCUUUGAUGAGUGUUCCCAGGCAAGUUACGAUACCAAGCUCCAUGAGUAGUUUUCUCAGAGCUCACUCAUCAAGUUGUAAAUGUUACGUGCCACAAUCUAUAGCAGAUUGGCAGUUAUUAUUUUCUGAUAAAAAGACGAGGAUGCAUGCUUAUUGUGUCUUUCUUUCAUUUUUUAUGUAUUUUUCAUCCAUGAAGCAAAUGGUUGAAGUAGAAAAUUGAGUACUUGGAUUGAUUUAUAUUUUGUUCAAUCAAUCAAUAUAAGGAAAGAAACUCGGCUAAUAUCUCUUAUAUUUCCUUGAUUUAUAUUUUGUUAAACUUGUAAUGUACCAUACAAGUUUGUCAAAAAUGUAUCACACAAUUUUUUGAUGA
Messenger RNA from Medicago truncatula (barrel medic), 2684 nucleotides. RefSeq lists its product as uncharacterized. The record is from RefSeq and is a predicted model, not a curated record. Bases 219 to 1760 code for a protein of 513 amino acids. Lineage: Eukaryota; Viridiplantae; Streptophyta; Magnoliopsida; Fabales; Fabaceae. The transcript has 3 exons.